Fusarium coffeatum is the source of this 759-nucleotide messenger RNA. RefSeq lists its product as uncharacterized. The transcript has a single exon. NCBI's taxonomy places the organism in Eukaryota, Fungi, Ascomycota, Sordariomycetes, Hypocreales, Nectriaceae. The record is from RefSeq and is a predicted model, not a curated record. The coding region runs from base 1 to 759 and encodes 252 amino acids.
AUGGGAGACUAUAACGGUCCACUGCCUAGAUCUCGGCCUCCAAGACGAGAGAAUGAUCCGUUACUCAGAAGUGCAGCAAGAGUCCGAGAUAGAAGACAGAACAACAUCGUCGUACAACUGUACGAUCUCGAAGCACAAGGUGGCAGAUUCGGACUGGCUGGAGAGCGAUUCAGCAUCAAUCAAAACGUCUUGUUCACAUCCUUACCCCGGACCAGAAAUGCAGUGAGGCGAGGAACCCUCCAGCUGGGGAGUUUCUUCAUACCUCAAGACAUGGUAGCCCAUCCGCCGCACAUUAUCCAUCAAGCAUUGCACUUUCUGUUCCGCCAUCUUCAAGACUAUUCUCGAACUCGGGUUAUCGACAUGUUUGGGGCAGCCGAGCUAGAGAUUGAAGAUGACCCAUCUCGCGACUUUGCAGUACACCGCUGGGCAGGCAUGAUGCAUGCCCUGUGCGUGGUUCUCGACAAUGAUAGAGGACUAGGAUGCUCAGACAUGCUCUUGGCUGAGAUUCUCGACUUUUUCGAAACUCUCAUCCACGAUGUUCACAACCUUGGGGGAUGGGACGAGGCGGCUAUCCUUUUUGAAGCCUUUGCCGGUAUCUUCAGACCUACACGAACAGAUUUGAGGCAUCAGGUUCGCAGGAUCUGGAAUCGAUUCGACCCUGAAGUGCAGGAUCAAGUGUUGGGCGACAUGAGACGUGCAUUGCCGGUUGAGGGUGUCGAUGGCAAGGCGCAUCGCAUGUACAGAGCAUUGGGGUAUUAG